Messenger RNA from Aspergillus ruber CBS 135680, 816 nucleotides. Its product is annotated as Bax inhibitor-1 family protein. The transcript is spliced from 3 exons. The coding region runs from base 1 to 816 and encodes 271 amino acids. The record is from RefSeq and is a predicted model, not a curated record. Gene Ontology annotation, cellular component: membrane. Lineage: Eukaryota; Fungi; Ascomycota; Eurotiomycetes; Eurotiales; Aspergillaceae.
AUGGCUGCCAACGCCAGAUAUGAACAGGCUCCCCAGCGAGACUCCUUUGAGGAACGGGAGUUCUCUCAGCCCCCGCCGUCUUAUCAAGCGGCCUCGGAGUUUCCCAGCGCGCCUCGCAGUGAGGGAGACAACCUGCCUGAUGACUUCAAGUUCGGUGGUACCGUCGCGGAGGCGACCCUUCCCAUCCGUAUGCAGUUCGUCCGGAAGGUUUAUUCGAUCUUGACCGCCCAAAUCCUCCUGACUGCCGCCAUGAGCUCCAUCUCCUUCUUCAGCGAGGGCUACCGCACCUGGAUCCAAGGCAACUUCUGGCUACUAAUGGUCUCCCUCUUCGGCGCUAUCGGCUUCAUGCUCGUCACCUAUUGGAAGCGCAAGAGCUACCCCUCCAACCUCCUCUUCCUAUCAGCCUUCACAAUCAUGGAAGCCUACUCCAUCAGCGUUGUGACCUCGCUCUACGAAUCGCGCAUCGUUGUGCUAGCGCUCGUGUUCACGCUUGGUAUCUUCGUCGCUCUGACCGCGUUCGCGUGCCAAUCGAAAUACGAUUUCACGAAUUGGAUGCCAUAUUUGUUCGGUGGGCUGUGGUUUUUGAUUCUGUUUGGUUUUAUGGCCGCAUUCUUCCCGAGGAAUAGUACCAUGGAGCUCGUGUAUGGUGGUAUUUCGGCGCUGAUUUUCUCGGGCUAUAUCCUUGUUGAUACGCAGUUGGUUAUGCGGCACUACCAUGUUGAGGAGGAGAUUGCGGCUGCCAUCUCGCUCUAUUUGGAUAUCCUCAACUUGUUCUUGGCUAUUCUGCGGAUCUUGAAUAACCAGAACAACAACUGA